AUGGCAGCAGCCUACAAAUCAAAGAUUCUUACCAAAGUCAUUAGCCUUUGCCAUGAAAAAAAGAAGACUUCCCCAAGACUGUCAUCAAUUAUAGAUGACAUGAAUCACAGCAUCAGGAUGGAGCAAGAGAAGAAGUCUGGUAAUUACCUUCCAAAAUUUACAAAUAUUUGUUUAUAGGGCCUGUUUAUAUGAGGCCGGUUACCAAGAUUCGUACCAGAUCUCUGCAAGCGCAAGCCAGCUUGCUUUGUUAUAUGAACGCAAUGUCAAUUUUUAUAGAAAAAACAACUAACAAACAGCUCCUUGGUUAGUGAUAUGUCCCGGCCACCUGGAUCAUAUGAACAGGGUCUAAAAAAUGUAAACUGAUCUAAAUGUUCGUUAUUAAACAAUUACAUGAAAAAAUGUACAACGUUUCAAGCCCUGAAUUAUUUAGUAUCUGUUUGUUAACAUAUUUUUUUAAUUAAGUAAAAUAUAUAUAGAAGGAUCCAGAUAUUUAAAGGCUACCUUCCAGUUACUUUUUAUGAAAAAAUCUAAAUCCUUAGACCUGUAUUCUUCAUACUUGAAAAAUAUGUUGACAAACAGAUACUUAAUCAUUACAAGAGAAUAAGAAAUGUAUAAUGAAAUAAUUAAUAACCAACAUUUAAAUGUCGUAACCUUUUGCGGAGAUGCAAACCUUACUCUAGGACAGUCAGGACUGUCAUGAACAUGUUACGAAUCACAACAGAAUUUUAUGACUAUAUGGAGACCAGGCUUAAGUUCUGAAAUGCAGUCUUCAUGCAUAAUGACAUGUCUUUGCAAUUCAUGGCAACAACUAGCAAAGAGAGCUUUGCAAGUGUGCUUGCUAUGUUUUAUAUUAGAAUUUUUUUAACAAAGCAUUCUGGUAGUUGUGUGUAUUCACAGCAAUGAAACUUCACAAUGCAUAUUAUGUUCUAUUACAGUAUGAUCUCAGAAUAAGAAAUCCACCAAAAAUAUUACAUCAUAUAAUAAUGUUGCCAUUCUGCAUAGUACAACCAGCACUUUGUACAUUGCUUCUUCAUAUAAGUCAUAUUAUUCAAAAUGGUCUAAUUUUGUUUAUUUUUUACCUUCUCUGCAGAAAUUGAAGAGGAUGGCUUUGUGAUCCUGUUGCAAGCCCUCUUGAAAGAAAAAAUGACUAGUGAAGGAUCAGUCAUUAAAAUCUGCUCGGUAUGGCUUUUACCAGUAUUUCAUCCAUUCUUUUGAUCUGUAUUAUAAAAGAAAAAAAAUCUAAAUAGAGCUCUAAGAAAGAAACAGUUACCGGUAGGCAUCAAAAGGCUCAUUUAAAGUGAUUUCUCAAUUCUCUACUGUAACAGUAUAUCAAAUGAUUACCUAAUUGUCAUAUUUAUACCAAAACCAGGUGUUUGUAUAUUUCAAAGGAAUGACCUUUUUGGUAAAUUAUCUUUCCUACCUUUGACAUAGGAUAAUGAAUUAAUUGAUGAUGCCAUUGGCAAUUCUGUUUCUCCGAUGCUGGUUGGUGCUGGUGAAUAUGGGUCAAUAACACCCUUAUAUUUGGCAGCUGAAGGGGAAACAAUCACCGAGAUUCCUAAUACCAACCUAAUUAAUGGGUUGGUAAUCCUGAUUGCAUUGUAUUAUGCAUUCAAUAUAAGUUAUCCGACGACGAAAGGGAGAAAUUUCUUUGCCUUCAUUGAGGCGACAUUGUUGGAUAACAGCGAGGAUGCUAAAAAAAGGGUCAGUAUAAAUAAAAUUUUAAAAGAAAUGGACGAUAUGUAA
Paramuricea clavata is the source of this 1743-nucleotide messenger RNA. The record is from the annotation of a GenBank genome assembly. NCBI's taxonomy places the organism in Eukaryota, Metazoa, Cnidaria, Anthozoa, Malacalcyonacea, Plexauridae.